AUGGGAAGAAGCACUCGAUUUCCCCUGAAUCUCUCCUCAAAAUGCGCUCCGGAUCGACGGUGCUCGACUCAAUCGCGCCCGAAAGCCGCUUCUAAGGGUCCUAUAGCUGAAAAGGAAAAUAACGUACCCAUCGGAUAUCAGCAAACGAACAAAAUUAUGGUGCAGCAAAUUCGACAAUUGAAGCUCGAGGUGGCCAACGGCAAAGGACAAAUCGAGGAUCUGCGAAAGGAAAACUUCCGACUAAACGAACGUCUCCACGCGCUCGAAGCGGCAACUGGGAAUGAACGUGUGGAGAUGAUUUUGAACGAAAGAAUAAAGAAAAAAACUUGGCUACGAUAUUGGGACAUGGAAGAGCCAUUUGAUCCGGACGCGACUCCAAAAGCCGAACAACCAUCGUCAUCAAGAGCGAAGUCAAUAAAGAAAUUAGCGCCUGAAACUCUUAAAGUUGUGCCACGUUCAGUAAAACGAAAAGCUGCAGUCGAAUUGGAGACGCCAAGGUUGGCGGCUGGAAAAGCAAAUGAGCAAAUGUUACCACCCGGGACCCCACUCGACUUCCCGAAUCCACUCAUCGAGACGGAUACAGUGAGAAGACGUCGUCAGGCAACCCUUCGAGUUCCCACAUAUGCUCUCCUCGUUUUGAAAAUGAGACGACCUGGCAAAGCGGAUGAACCCAACCCUUAUAGUUCG
Molecule: messenger RNA, 687 nt
Organism: Mesorhabditis belari
Lineage: Eukaryota; Metazoa; Nematoda; Chromadorea; Rhabditida; Rhabditidae
Source: the annotation of a GenBank genome assembly